Messenger RNA from Prunus armeniaca (apricot), 318 nucleotides. NCBI's taxonomy places the organism in Eukaryota, Viridiplantae, Streptophyta, Magnoliopsida, Rosales, Rosaceae. The record is from the annotation of a GenBank genome assembly.
AUGUGGCUAGGGAACGAGUCAUCCAACUGGGGGACUAACGCUCAGCCAGCACGUACGGCCGAGACUCUCAAAGCUUGUACGCUUGAAAACCAGUCCUACACGCGCAGACUACCCAAUCAAGGGUCUACAGCAACAUCCCGUCAAGGAUGCCCCGGGUCCGACAAAUCCAAGUAUCUCAAGUUUCCGUAUCCAAGUUCCAAUUUCAGGGAGGUACAUAGGGUAGUGCUUAUAGCACUCCAAACUGACAUUCUAUACUCAAACCUUUCCACAAUCACAACUCAACAACCCAAGUACCCCACACAUAGACAAUAUAGGUAG